Messenger RNA from Lasiosphaeria miniovina, 906 nucleotides. Its product is annotated as RNA pol II transcription initiation factor IID, 18 kDa subunit. Gene Ontology annotation, molecular function: protein heterodimerization activity; transcription coregulator activity. Gene Ontology annotation, cellular component: SAGA complex. The transcript has 2 exons. Bases 1 to 906 code for a protein of 301 amino acids. The record is from RefSeq and is a predicted model, not a curated record. Lineage: Eukaryota; Fungi; Ascomycota; Sordariomycetes; Sordariales; Lasiosphaeriaceae. Gene Ontology annotation, biological process: transcription by RNA polymerase II.
AUGUAUGUCUCUGGCGAGACUGGAGAACCAUCAGUUGAGACCACCGGAAUUAUUGAAGACAUUGUUCGCCAGCAAGUCGUCGAGAUUUUACGAAGCUGUACAGAGCUUGCUGCUCGUCGCGGCUCUCGCGCUAUAACUAUCAAUGACCUGAUUUUCCAGAUCCGCGACGAUGCGCCAAAAGUUUCGCGCCUCCGCACCUUCCUCUCGUGGAAAGACGUUCGCAAGAAUGUCAAGGACUCGGACGACAAAGGUGGUGACGCUGACUUGGGCGCGGGGGAGGAUCCGGUGGGCGGCGUGGUUGCCGGCGGUCCCGUCGACGACACAACCAAGAAGAACAAAAAGGCUAGAGUUGGCCUACUCUGGGAUCCGUCGUCCUUCUACGGCGUAGAGGUGCCCGAGCGCGAGGACGAAGACGACGAAGAAGAGGAGGAGAUGAACUACAUCACGCUGCAGCGUCUGCGCAAGGCCGAUGAGCGCACUAAGGCCAUGACGCGCGAGGAGUACGUGACUUGGUCCGAGUUCCGGCAGGCGUCAUUCACGUACCGCAAGGGCAAGCGCUUCCGCGAGUGGGCGGGCUUCGGUCUCGUCACGGACAGCAAGCCGUCGGACGACAUUGUCGACAUCCUGGGCUUCCUGACAUUCGAGAUGGUGCAGACGCUCACCGAGGAGGCGCUCAAGAUCAAGGACCACGAGGAUCUUCUCAAGGAGCGCACGGGCGAGAGCGCCGGCGCCAAGAAGCGCAAGCUCGCCCAGGGCCUGUUCGACCCCCCCGGCGAAGGCCGCACCCCCGUCGAGCCGCGCCACGUCCAGGAGGCGUUCCGCCGGCUCCAGAUCCGGCCCAAGAAGCUGCGCGCCAUGCUCAACGGCACACGGCUGCAGCAGCGGACGUCGCUCAAGCUGUUCUAA